GCUAGGGAAGUUGACCUUGUACAGACAACAUUUCUGUAAUAGAAAGAAGUUAAAGAAAGAGGUGGUGGAAGAUGGUGAGAGCUCCCUUCUAUGACAAAAAUGGGAUGAAGAAGGGUGAAUGGAGUGCUGAAGAAGAUCACAAACUAAGAUCUUAUAUACAAAGAUAUGGCCAUUGGAACUGGCGUGAACUCCCCAAGUAUGCUGGGCUUAAAAGGUGCGGAAAGAGUUGCAGGUUAAGAUGGAUGAAUUACCUCCGGCCUGAACUAAAGCGCGGCAACUUCACUGAAGAAGAAGAUGCAUUGAUCAUCAACUUACAUGAUGAAAUGGGAAACAGAUGGUCCACCAUAGCUAAAAGUUUUCCAGGACGAACAGAUAAUGAAAUAAAAAACCACUGGCACGCUCAUCUAAAGAAACGUACAAAGCGUGAUGAGAAAGAAAAGUCCGAUUGUUGGCAAAGUGAAGCCACCCGGAAUGAGAAUAUUUGUGAAGGUGAAGGUGAAGGUGAUAGCAAUAGCAUCCUUGUUGAUACUCCCAACAACAUGAUCUUAGAGAGUUCACCUUUGUCUCCAGCAACAUCUACAUGUACUGAACAGUCCUCCUUCAGCUCCGGUAGUGCAUCUAUGUUCAGCUUCAAUGUUGUUGGCGGCUUAGAGGAUAACUGCCUUCCAUGUUCGGGAACAUAUGAAGCUGAAAGCAGUGGAGAUUUCUGGAGUCAACCCUUUGUUGCAGACAAUACAUCAUCCUUGGAAAAGGGUGGAUUUGAGAUGCUUUUGGAAUAUGAGGACAUGUAUCAUGACGAUUCCGCAUAUUUGCUUUACGAAUUGACGCAAGGAUGGAUAUAAAGUCGGUUUUCCAGUUUUUUUUUUUUUUAAUUCUAACAUGAGGGUGGACUUGGAUCAUGGUACAUUUAUAUAUAAUUAGGAUAAAAACAAUAAUAACAAUAAAAUUAAAAUUAAAUAUGGUAGGGUGAGAUAAAAAAUAACUAAAAAUUACAGGUAUGUUAGUAAGCACUUGGGGUUAAAUUUUGUGGGUUUUUCCAUUUUAGAUCAUUUAUUGCAAAUCAUAAUAAUUAUCAUUAUUAAAUAAUAUUUUCAACGAUAUUUAAUAUA
Messenger RNA from Gossypium arboreum, 1109 nucleotides. RefSeq names its product transcription factor MYB14-like. The transcript is spliced from 3 exons. The record is from RefSeq and is a predicted model, not a curated record. Lineage: Eukaryota; Viridiplantae; Streptophyta; Magnoliopsida; Malvales; Malvaceae. Bases 72 to 842 code for a protein of 256 amino acids.